CACAGAACAAAAAUUUCGCAUUCAAACGUCGGUCAGCCUCGUGUGUUGCAAGCGCCGGGUUUCUAGUCUCGAGUUUUCGAGAAGUUUCUCUGCUAGGUCAAAGGGUGACGGGCACGUUCUCCGUUUUAAAACCGCAAACUAUCGAAAAAUGAGUGGUGCCAUAAAACGCUUGAUUCCUCUUUUCGACCGGGUCCUCAUCAAAAAGGCGGACGCCGUGACUAAAACCAAAGGCGGGAUCGUCAUUCCAGAGAAGGCCCAGGGCAAAAUUUUGCACGGAACCGUGGUAGCUGUAGGCCCGGGAGCGCGAAAAGAAGACGGCUCGCAUGUCCCUGUCGCCGUAAAGGUUGGGGAACAGGUUCUUCUCCCCGAAUAUGGGGGCACCAAAGUUGAAGUCGAAGACAACGUUGAGUACCACCUCUAUAGGGAAACGGACAUUUUGGCGCGGGUUGAUGCGUAAUUCGACUGAUUAUGUUUGUAAAUUUUAAUAUUUUUUUAUAAUGCAAAUAGGAGAGUUGGGCAUUUUGUCUCCGGGUUCCAAUGAUCUGUUUUUGUAGGCAGUUGGACAGGAUGUAAUCAUAUUGUCGAGAUACUGUUUGCGUAGUAGAUUAAUCAUUUACGUUAGUAUUUGUUACUUAUUAAAUAAGUCUUUAUAAGAAAA
Messenger RNA from Cylas formicarius (sweet potato weevil), 658 nucleotides. RefSeq names its product 10 kDa heat shock protein, mitochondrial. Gene Ontology annotation, cellular component: mitochondrial matrix. Gene Ontology annotation, molecular function: ATP binding; protein folding chaperone; protein-folding chaperone binding. NCBI's taxonomy places the organism in Eukaryota, Metazoa, Arthropoda, Insecta, Coleoptera, Brentidae. The coding region runs from base 149 to 457 and encodes 102 amino acids. The record is from RefSeq and is a predicted model, not a curated record. The transcript is spliced from 3 exons.